This is a messenger RNA of Brassica napus (rape), 2080 nucleotides long. RefSeq names its product squalene epoxidase 4-like. The transcript has 6 exons. Gene Ontology annotation, cellular component: endoplasmic reticulum; membrane. Bases 1 to 702 code for a protein of 233 amino acids. The record is from RefSeq and is a predicted model, not a curated record. Gene Ontology annotation, molecular function: flavin adenine dinucleotide binding; squalene monooxygenase activity. Gene Ontology annotation, biological process: sterol biosynthetic process. Lineage: Eukaryota; Viridiplantae; Streptophyta; Magnoliopsida; Brassicales; Brassicaceae.
AUGUUUUCUUGUAGUGUUGGCCUUGAAGAUUGUUUGGAGGAGAUAGACGCUCAAGAAAUAAAGUCAUUGGCAAUUUACAAGGACGGGAAAAACGACACCUUGUAUUUUCCGGAUAACAAAAAUUUUCCUUAUGAAUCUGCCGGUAGACUCUUACGUAAUGGCCGUCUGGUACAACGUCUACGCAAAAAGGCAGCUUCUCAUGCCAAUGUGCAACUCGAAGAAGGAACGGUGAAGUUUUUGAUAGAAGAAAAAGGAGUGGUUAAGGGAGUGAUAUACAAGAAUAGUGCAGGCGAAGAAAUAACUGCCUUCGCACCUCUCACUGUGGUAUGCGACGGUUGCUACUCGAACCUUCGCCGGUCAGCCGUCCAUAAUAAAGAGGAAGUGCUCUCUUAUUUUGUGGGUUACGUCACGAAGAAUACCCGACUUGAAGAUCCACAUAGUAUGCAUCUGAUUUUUUCUAAACCUUUACCAUGUGUUGUAUAUCAAAUAACAAGCAAUGAGGUUCGUUGUGCUGCCGAGGUUCCUGCUGAUAGCAUUCCUUCUAUAGCAAAUGGCGAAAUGGUUAACUUUCUCAAGAAAACUGUGGCUCCUCAGAUACCAGAUGGAAAUCUCCGUGAGACAUUUUUGAAAGGGGUUGAGGAGGGACUACUAGAAAUAAAAACAACUGCGACUAAGAGUACUAUGUCAGCGAAGCAAGUGUGAUAAGAAAGGAGUGAUUGUGUUGGGAGAUGCAUUCAAUAUGCGUCAUCCUAUAAUCGCUUCAGGGAUGAUGGUUGCACUCUCUGACGUUCUCAUUUUACGCAAUCUUCUCAGGCCAGUGCCUAGCUUUAGCAAUACUAAGAAGUUCGUGGAGCUUGUUAAGUCCUUUUACAUCAUCCGCAAGGUGAGUUCUGACAUUCUAUUUUUUUUUAAUGACGAGCUAUAUAGCAUUGGUUGUUCAUUAAAAUGUGUAAAAGGUCAUGGAUUUAUCAUUUUAUACGCUUGAUUAGCUGAUUAGAUCCUAUUUUUGUUACCAAGUUUUGUUAGUCUAGUCGUAUUACCACCUAUUGGGAACCUUAGUAUAUAAAGAUAUAUGCUAUAACUCGAUGUUAAUAAAAGGAAUAAGUGGGAUUAAGAGAAUGAUAAUUUGUGGAAACUACUGGAAUGGAAUGUGGAAUGAUUUCUCAAAAAAACGUUGAUAUUUUUUUGGAAUUGAAAAGAAUAACAUGGAAUGAGAUGAAAUAUUCAUUCAUUUUUUUUUCAUUCCAACUGGUGAAUAUUUUGUGUAAUAAGAAAAAAUUAAGCAUUCAGUAAGUUUAUAUAUUCCAAAAAAAUGCAUUCUAGUUGCAUUUAUAAUGAAUGCUUCUUUGAUGGAAACUCAUAGAAUGUUCACAUAUAGUUAACUAAGAUUUAUUAUAUAUGACAAUAUCCUUUUAUAUGUGUUGAUCAUAUUGGACGGUAAAGCCAAUGUCUGAACACGCUGGCGCAUGUCUUCUCAGAAGUGCUUGUUGCUAUAACGGACGAAGCAAGAGAGGGAAUGCGAGAAAGCUGCUUUAAUUACCUCUCCAGGACCAGUGGUGGUUUCCGAACAUCCGGAAUGAUGGCUAUUCUUGGAGGCAUGAACCCUCGUCCCCUUAGUCUAGUUUUUCAUCUUGUAUGCAUCACCCUCACCGCCAUGGGCCACUUGCUCUCUCCAUUUCCUUCGCCUCGUCGCUUUUGGCAUAGCCUCAGAGUUUUUGCGUUGGCUUUGAAAAUGUUGGGUGCACAUUUGGGGGAUGAAGGGUUGAAAGAGAUGUUGAUCCCAACAAACGCAGCUUCCUAUCGCAAAAGCUAUAUGACCACGGCCUCCGACUGUUGAUUGAUCAUUCCAAAACCAAGACUAUGUAUUCGGAGACGAAAAUCAGUUAACUCAAACAGUUAAAUUUAAUAUUUAAAUAAAGAACUGGUUAUGGCGAGUCUAUAUCCGGUGGAGCCUUUGAUUAGGCCUUGUUGUUUUGUCUUGUAACCAAACUUGGAUAUGUUUUUUUGCUAAACACCAAACUUGGAUAGUUGGAUAUGUUCCAAGCUGAUUUGUUAUAUUCUAUCUGUUGGUUCUUGAGUU